GCAGCACCUAUAGAAGGAAGCACGCCCUCACCCACCUGCCUUCCCUCUGUGUGUUUUGGGGCCGGCAGGGCAAAACCCCAGAUCCCUGAGGAUGUCUGUGCUGGAGCUUCCCCUGCUCCUCCGUGCUGGCAGGGCUUCUCCCCACAUGGAGGAGAAAUGGGCCUCGUAAGUACCCAGGAUCUAUUAAAAGCUGCUCUCGUCUGCCUCCACGAAGAACGCCGUUGGGAAUACAGCGACGCCUCUUGGAUAGUGACGGGAUGGAGGGAGGCACACGCGGCCAGGCACAGCAGGAGCGCACGGUGUUCGUCGCGGGCACUGCACAGCCCCACCGGGAGCAGUGUGGAGGUGGUUCCCCGUGAGGACACAGGGACACCCACUUCCAGGACUGCCUCCCCUUCUCUCCCCCUGCUCUUCCCUGCUGCCCGAUUGCCUGCCACAUUUCCAGGGAUCUGCAGGAGGAUCCGGGGCUGGGAGCCAGGAGGUUCCUCACUGCACAGGGCUGGAGAGCGCGACGGCGAUGGGGAUGCGGAGGAGGGACCCUGCGUGAGCCCUGGCUGCUGGCGACCGACUCGGGGCACAGCUCACUGGGGACAGGGCUGCAGGGGCUCCUCGGGGUGGGGACAGAGCCCACGGUGCCCAGGCUGGCUGCUGAUGUCCCCCUGUGCCCCACCAGCAGGACCACUCCCCUAGUGCCGGCGUGGAGGCUCGCUUGUCUCACCAUGGUGCUGCCGCCGCCCGACAAGCGCCACGUCUGCCUGACCACCAUCGUCAUCAUGACCAGCAUGGCCUUCAUGGACGCCUACCUGGUGGAGCAGAACCAGGGGCCCCGCAAGAUCGGCGUCUGCAUCAUCGUGCUGGUGGGGGACAUCUGCUUCCUCAUCGUGCUGCGCUACGUGGCCGUGUGGGUCGGGGCCGAGGUGAAGACGGCCAAGCGGGGCUACGCCAUGAUCCUGUGGUUCCUGUACAUCUUCGUGCUGGAGAUCAAGCUGUAUUUCAUCUUUCAGAACUACAAGGCGGACAAGAAGAACCUGGAGACAGUGGCCAGGAAGGCCCUGACCCUGCUCCUCUCCAUCUGCGUGCCGGGGCUCUACCUGGUGCUGGUGGCCUUGGACAGCAUGGAGUACAUACGGACCUUUCGGAAGAAGGAGGACUUGAGGGGGCGCCUCUUCUGGGUGGCCCUCGACCUGCUGGACAUCUUGGACAUCCAGGCCAAUCUGUGGGAGCCGCACAGAACUGGCCUGCCCAUCUGGGCGGAGGGGCUUAUGUUCUUCUACUGUUACAUCCUCCUCCUGAUCCUGCCCUGCGUGUCCCUCAGCGAGAUCAGCAUGCAAGGGGAGCACAUCGCCCCCCAGAAAAUGAUGCUCUACCCCGUCCUCAGCCUGGUCACCAUUAACAUCGUCACCAUUUUCAUCCGGGCCAUCAACAUGAUCCUGUUCCAGGACAGCAGGGUCUCCACCAUCUUUAUCGGCAAGAACAUCAUCGCCAUUGCCACGAAGGCGUGCACCUUCCUGGAGUACAAGCGGCAGGUGAAGGAGUUCCCGCAGAACGCCAUCGCCCUGGAGCUGCAGCAGAACUCCCUGUCCCACAACCAGACGGUGCACAGCACGCAGGUCAUCCCCCACGAGCCGUCCCCCGCCAGCGAGAUCCUGGACACAUGACGGGUGCCGCUGCCCAGCGUCGGUUCAGACAGCCCCCGAGGAGGGACGCUGCUGCUCUCCUGCUGCACGGGGUGAGCGCGAGGGACAAAUCCCAGCAGCGAGGGCUCUUGUGGGCACGGAACACCAACCGCGUUGUAAUUGAGCUAUGGAGGGUCCCCUAGACGUCUUCAUCUCAGGUAUAACCCUAGGAGUCCUCCAGAAAAACCAAAUGAACUUGCAAAGGACCUGAACCAGCCAAUCCUCUCCCUCCUGCCAAAUUUUCCCCUCCGAGCAAGGACCGCUGAGGGUGUGACAUCCCUUUCUACUCCUCCAGCACCUCACCCCGACUCCAAGCCUGGACCGAAGAUUUUAUUACCGGAGGCCUUUUUAUGGCGUGGGGACAGGGCCCUGGGUGCAGGGGCUGGGGGGAGGGCGGGCGUUUGAACCAGUAAAUCCCAUGAUUAUACGUGUCUCUUAUCUCGAAUGGUCGUGUUUACAGUUUCCUAUUUAUAAUCUCCCCGGCACCACUGUCCCCGCAGCGGGUGGCAGCGAGGACAGCCCUGUCCCGGCGCUGUCGGGAGCAAUACGUGCCAAGCCGGAGCCGACCUAAUACUGGUGUUUUAUGGAUUUCCUUCACUUCAGAUGACUCAGCACAAUAUUUCUAUUUUCGGGAGGGUCUCUCCGUCCCUCCCCCUGGUGUUGCCAUGUGCCCGCCCUGCAGCCCCCGUCUCGUGCCAGCGCCCGCAGGCACCGAGGAGGACGGCGACGAUGCCUUUCACUCCGGCAUCAAGCGUUUGUAAAGAGGGCUGCUUUCCACAGCUACUAUAUUUUUAAAAGAAAAUAUUUCAAAUAAUAAAAAAAAAAAUGCAAAAAAUGCCCGGGAAAGCGGUGCUGCCCUUCGCCACUGCUCGGGUGGCGGAGACCAGGGGAUGUCCCCAGCCUGGGUAUUUGGGGACAUCCCCCCUUCUCUGCCACCCGAGCCCUGGCAAGGGGCUUGGUCCCUGGGCAGAGGGGUGGGAAGCGAGGGCCAGCGGGACAAUAAAAGCCCAGUGAGAACAAUGGCUUCGUGUGGUCUCUUUUCUGCCAGCAUGGGGAGGGAGGGGGCAGCACGGGAGGCAGCUCACGUACAGCCCAAACCCCUUGUCCCCUCCUGUCCCCAGGUGCUGUGCCAGUCGCUCACGGAGCAGCAAAAAGCUUGCAAAAGCUGAAACAUUUGUCCAGCCAAAACACUGCCCCAAGGGCAGCUCUCAGCUUCCUUGGCUUGGGAAAAGGGAGACAAGCAGUCACACUGCAUCUCCAAUGCACCGAAACAGGAUAUUUUUGCUUUUUCUAAACCAAGCAUUUCAUUUGGAGAAGACCGGAAUAAAAUGCCUGCUGCUGUUUACAUUUUCAUUCUGCAUUUUCUCCUGGCUCUGCUUACUGGAUUUGACCUAGAUCCACAACUCAUUUUAGUCUCCAUCUUUUCAACCUGUCAUGAUCUGUCCAAAAUGUUUCACGCAGCCCUGCUCCAGCCUUCCAAAUUUAGGAGCGGCACAUCGCAGGGCUGUCAGGCUCCCCCCGGACACCCUGUCACCCAGGGGUGACAUUGCGGAGGCUCCUCUGCUGGGAAUAAAUCUGCUGAGAAAUAAAGCAGCGUCCCUGCCAACAACCGUGAGUUUGCAGGAGAUCUAGCUGGCUGGAAAAGUUACUCCCUCAGGAGGGAGAGAGCAGGUGAUUUAAAAGGUAUUAGCAGGAAUUAAUUAAAUCACUAAAUUAUUCUGCAAUACCUAUGGAAUUGCAUAUUGCAUCUCUACUGGUGCCAUUAAAAUACACAUGAUUAGCACCCGUGCAAUUAACUCCCAAGUAUCUAAUAACAUUCUGUUACUCUUUCAGGUAAUUAAUUUACGAGCCUUUAUGGUACAGCUCCUCCCCGGCGCCGAGCACAGGGGGGCCUGCAGGUGCUCGCAGUGCCCUGCAGGUGCCGGGCCCCUGGGAGGUGUCUGCGUGCCAAGUGCUUCGUCUUCCCCCGCCGUAACCUCUGAGCAGGCCUGGGAAUCCCCACGGGAUGUGGGCCUGGGUGGCAGUGCCCUGGCUAACCCUGGUGGCAUGGGCAGGGAAAUGAGGGAAGGUUCCCAAAUGGCCCCAGAACACGGCUCCGCAGGCACCGCAGCGAGCGGAGAGCCCGGCUGGCUGCGGAGAGGGCUGCUGGGCGGUGAGAGCUAAAUUACACCUAAAUAGGCUGGGGACAGACAAUUCUCAGCUCUCCGCUGUGCAGGUGUGCUGGCAAGUGGCUCCUCUGUGAAAGGAGGACGUGAAGUGAGGUACCCCCAGACCCGCAGGUCUCCCCAUAGCUCUGAGCUGCUGGGAAGCGCCGUGCUGUACUGUGGGGAGGGCUGGAAGCUGCCGGGAUGCAUUUCAUCGGGCAGGUCAUAAAGGCAGGCCAUUCCCUUUUAUUGCAAACUCCUGUCCCUGGCAGGGUGCUGCGUGCCUUCCCCACGCAGUGCCACACGUCCCAGUGCCACCCAGCGCAUCCCCACGUGCCAUCACCCCCACCCGCAUACAGGCAAGUAACUUAUUUCAUUUUAUUUUGUUAAAUCUGGGCUAAUUUGCCAAGCAGGAUGAACCCAGGCAUUCAUUUCUGCCCGCCCCAGACUCACCACACUUCCCCAGCUCCAGCCAGAGCUACAAGAGGAAGGGA
This is a messenger RNA of Cygnus olor (mute swan), 4314 nucleotides long. RefSeq names its product transmembrane protein 121. NCBI's taxonomy places the organism in Eukaryota, Metazoa, Chordata, Aves, Anseriformes, Anatidae. The coding region runs from base 720 to 1658 and encodes 312 amino acids. The transcript is spliced from 2 exons. The record is from RefSeq and is a predicted model, not a curated record.